Messenger RNA from Blastomyces gilchristii SLH14081, 6839 nucleotides. RefSeq names its product glucan 1,3-beta-glucosidase. The transcript is spliced from 6 exons. The record is from RefSeq and is a predicted model, not a curated record. Gene Ontology annotation, cellular component: cell surface; extracellular region. Bases 934 to 3795 code for a protein of 953 amino acids. Gene Ontology annotation, biological process: glucan catabolic process. Gene Ontology annotation, molecular function: beta-glucosidase activity. NCBI's taxonomy places the organism in Eukaryota, Fungi, Ascomycota, Eurotiomycetes, Onygenales, Ajellomycetaceae.
AUGAUAGGUAUUUAUUAGUAGUAGUUAGUGAAGUGAUGCAAUACCAAAGCAAGGGUUGUGAGGAAUCGUCCAAUCUUGUUGCAAAGUAACUAUUUACUUAACUUACAUGUGUCUUAGAAUUCAAGUAAAUAGAAUCUGUUAUAUUUAUCCCUUCUACGUUCUGUCUUGGCUAUUUUCUUUUAUACAGAAAGAAUAUUUUAUUGAAAAUUUCUUACUCUCGGUUGAAUGCGCCCGUCUGUUUUCAGCUGCUCAUCCUUCGAUAUUUAUUUAAUCCGAACCCGACUCACGCAAGCCCGCACAUUCAUGGGCAAUUAAUACCACUUGCUUGCUUACUACCUUUGCAGCAAACAAAACAACGAAUCCCAGAUAUCAAUUAAAUCGCGCGGCUUAUUCAAGCUAUCUACCUACAUUCUUACUCCUGUAUCCGUUCGCUUGGUGUUCUGGCAGGCCGAAUAUUUAACACGGCCGACGUACACGUCGCGAACUACCACGCACCACCCCACCCACGUCGCGCCGCCGUUCACGACAUUGAAUUAGGCCGAAUUGAGGGUGGACGUGGGAUUGAACGGACUGUGGGAUAUUUGGACUGUGGUUGGGUUGGGUUGGACCGAGUUGGAUAAGCGCGAACGUCCCCGCUUUGGAACUUCGUCGGUCGUUUCCGCUGCGCGGGAGGAGCGCAUCGUCCACUCUCACUCCUGUUUACCUUUGGGGAUGCUGGAUAAGGAAACAUAGGCUGUUCGGUUUUGUGGAGGAUAUUACGACCGCCUCGUUCGCGGGAUACGGUUUUCGGUUUUCGGUUUUCGCGAUUGGAGCCUGCGAGGCGAAGAUAUACCUGCUCUCGUUUUUACAAUUCAGACACUGGCUGUUGGGAAAGCUAGGCAUAAAUACAUAAGUUAAAUAUAGAGGCCAGCAGCAGCAGCACAAGUCGCAUGCAUGCCUCACCACUCGCGCGAACGAGAGCGGGGUGAAUACCGCUCUCGAGAUCGUGAUCGACGACAGUACCACUACGAGCGCGGAAACACCCACGAUACCUACGAAUAUAUCUCUGAUGCAUACGACGACCACGGCAAUGAUAUCCAGCAUGAUAACGACGAUGAUGACGAUGAUGUGUUUGACGACCGGCGACGCAGCAGACAACCCCGUCGAAAUUCUUCUUCCCACGCCCAAACUCGCCCCACACCGGCUCGUCGAACCCAGCAGUACGCAUCGCAACGUCCACAACACCCACAGCGGCGCGCGCGUCGCACAGAUUACGAUCACAACCACGACUACGAUGACGAUGGUGACGAUUCGGAAUCAGCUGUCAUAGUUGUCGACUCGCGGCCGAACUCUGCGCGCCCACCGAAUGUCAGACCCAGUCCGGUCCGCGUCGAGAGGCGGCGCAGUCGAAGUCGGGGUGUUGAGAAUACGUAUAAUCCUGGAAUCAGGGAUUCGAGGUAUAAAGCUAAAGAAUCGCCUGCAACGUCGCCUAUAAAGAAAAGAGAUCGUGAGCGGGAUCGCGAGGGAAGACGGCGGAGGGACAGUACGGCGGACGAGCAUAGUCCGACGAAGGGGCGUGUCAGGGACCGGAGGCGAAGGGGAUUGAACGAUGACGAUGAUGGUGAGGUCCGCGGUGGGGUUGGCACGGAUCGGGAUCGGGAGAGGGAAAGGGAGAGGAAUAGGGAUAGGAGGAGGAGGGAGACAGAUAAAUAUCUUCCGAGGGAAAAGGGGGCGCGGAGUAAUAAACAUAAGCAUGCUAGUACCGAUUCGGCGAAUAGUGCGACACAAUUGCUCAGCGUGGAUGCGCUGGCGAAGUUGAACGCGGCUCAGAUGAAAUCAGAGGCGGCGGAGAAGGCUAGGGUAGCGAAAGAGGAGAAGGCUCUGUUGGAGAAGGAGAGGAAAAGAAGGAGGAGGGAAGAAGCUAGGGAAAGGGAGAGGGAUAUUUCGGCUGAAAAAGGGGCGAAGGGUAAGGGAUGGCCCGGGAGGAGGUUGGUUUCUGGUGCUUUUCUGGAGGAGGGGAGGAGUCCGGAGCUGAGGACAAGAGGGGGUGGGGGGCGCGGCGCCUGGAAGGAUGAGAAAGAAAGAAAAGGAGGUGGAGGCGGAGGGGGUGAUGAUGGGGGAGGGAGUGGAUUUGCUGGUUGGAGCAAGAAGAAAAAAUUAUGGGUCACUGCUGGAGUGUUGGCAUUGUUCCUGAUUAUUAUCAUCCCCAUUGCCGUUGUGGUAUCAAAAAAUAAGAACAGCGACCAGGGUGCUGGUGGUGACUCGGGGGAUAACCCGAGCGGUCCAGGUUCCCAACCACAUCCACCAAGGACUGAGCUGGAGAACUUUGACCCAGAUACACUCCCGGAAAGCGCUAAGAAAACGUACUUCGACCCCCGAACAUGGUAUGACACGGCGGACAUGAAUGUCACAUACACUGCUGAAACCGUCGGUGGCCUUCCCAUCAUGGGCCUGAACUUAUCUUGGGACGACUCAGCCCAACCAAACAAGAACGUCCCUCCAUUGAACAAGAAGUUCCCAUACGGCAAACAGCCGAUCAGGGGCGUCAAUAUUGGCGGCUGGCUCUCUCUCGAACCCUUCAUCACCCCUUCGUUUUUCAGUGGUUAUUCCUACAAAGAUAACAUUGUUGACGAAUACACACUCAGCAAGAAGCUUGCACCCAAUGCGGCCCAGUAUCUAGAAAAGCACUACGCGACUUUCAUUAAUGAGCAGUCGUUUCGGGAGAUGCGAGAUGCUGGGCUCGAUCAUGUCCGCAUCCCUUACUCCUACUGGCUCGUUAAAACCUACGACGACGAUCCUUACGUCGAGAGAGUUGGCUGGCGCUAUCUUCUCCGGGCGAUUGAAUACUGCAGGAAGUACGGACUGCGUGUCAAGCUCGACAUGCAUGGCGCUCCAGGUAGUCAGAACGGAUGGAACCACAGCGGCCGGCAGGGUUCCAUCGGUUGGCUGGAAGGCGCCGAUGGCGCCAAGAAUGGCGAUCGCACGCACGAAAUCCACGAACAAUUGGCCACAUUCUUCGCGCAGGAGCGGUAUAAGAAUGUGGUUACAAUAUAUGGUUUAGUGAACGAGCCGAUGAUGUUAAAGCUUGAUAUUGAAUCUGUUAUUAACUGGAAUACGAAGGCGAUUUCGAUAGUUAGGAAGAGCGGUUUGAAAGACGCGAAGAUUGCGUUUGCGGAUGGGUUCCUUAAUCUUGAGAAGUGGAAAACGAUAAUGCAGGAUGUAGACGAUAAUCUAAUGCUGGAUACGCAUCAGUAUACGGUUUUUAAUACGGGUCAGAUUGGGCUACCGCAUCGUAAGAAGUUGGAUUUCGUGUGUGAGAGCUGGGUUAAGCUGAUUGCCAAGUCAAACACAAAGGGUACAGGCUGGGGCCCCACAAUCUGCGGAGAAUGGUCCCAGGCUGACACCGAUUGCGCCAAAUUCCUCAACAACGUUAACGUCGGCAGUCGUUGGCUCGGUACCAUGGAUCAUCCGCAGGCUAAGGACCGAGUCAUGAAACCGCACUGUCCGACCCAGUGGCCGCCUGAUGAUCCCGCCGCCGAGGGCCCACCCUGCUCCUGUGACCAGGCCAAUGCAGACCCGUCCGAUUAUUCCGACUCAUACAAGAAAUAUCUGCGGAUGUACGCCGAAGCGCAGAUGUAUGCGUUUGAAAGGGGGUACGGAUGGUUCUACUGGACAUGGCAGACAGAGACGGCGGUGCAGUGGAGCUAUAAGAAGGGACUCGAUGCUGGGAUUCUACCGAAGAAGGCAUAUGAGCCGGAGUUUAAAUGUGAGAGCGACAAGUUGGGAUCCUUUGGAGAUCUCGAGGAGUAUUAUUGAUUCAAGAAGGGUCUGUCGGAUUGAUUGGGUUUCUUGGGUUGUUCUUUUGUAUCAUGUCAUAUGUUCCCUAGGCUAGGGGUGGAGGGCUUUUUGCAUGUUUGGUUUUGCAUUUUCCCAUCUUUUCUACUUGUUUUCUCAUAAUUGUACUGUACAUUGAUCAAUACCUUUAGAUAUCUGUUAUUAUCCAUUUUUAAGUACUUUCACUGUGUCGUGUGUCCCUAGAGUUUAUUGUUUCCAAGAGUAUGCCGCAGCGUUUCCCCUGGAUUGGCAUUUGGCAUCGUUCGAUCCUACUAACUCCCAUAGUUUGUCUUCUCACCUUUAAGGUUUAAUCGUUGACUGUACGCCAGAUAUAUUAGCAAUUAAAACCGAAACCGAAAACUGCCCUCACUUUCCAACGCACAAAGCCAGGGUAGGAUAUAAGACGAUCAUCGUAACGAUUCGCCGAAAAGCAAACAGGAAACCCAAUUGGCUGUAAAGGUAGCUAGACCAGCUUAUCCGAAACGGACUGGAGAAAAAAACACCCAGAUCAUCAAUGAAAAAUCGAAAUCGAACUCCUAUUACGCGAAAUGCGCCGAUACUCCUUAACCGCCGGACUGUCCGUGGGUUUCAAGUGCUCCUCCGCAAGCUCUCGCUGCCGCAGCUCCGCUUUCUCCGUCUUGCUGGUGAUGUAAUAAUGUUCGGUGUCCUCCUCCAUACCAAUGAUCCAGCGCUCCGACAGCUGCUUCCCAACAGGUCCUAUGCCGCACGCACCACUCAACUUCGAGCUGCCACGGCUGUUAAGCGCAAGGGCAAACAUGUUUUGCGGCUCCGUGAAAUCCGUCAACUGCUCACCCUUGAUAUCUAGAUACAUGUAGCCCAAGCACACUAGGUUUGUCAAGAAGACGAGCACGAGCACCACAUAAAAAAUGCCUUGCCACCUUUGGGCACCGCCGGAGGCAUAAUCAGUGACACGAAGGGAGGCUUUAAAAGUAUGAUCCAUGGGGAGUUUCUCUAGAUCGGGGCGCUCGAGAUCGAAGUUGGCACCUUCCGUGGACAUGAGAAGGGUUGAGGCAGCCAUUGCGGCGAAUGCUUCGGCCACUGACGGUAUGGUCUCGCUGAGGGAAUAUGUGUCGGAAUUAGGAUCUAAGGGGGGAAUGAGUUGGGUGAGUAGUCGAGUGUUGCUAGCGUAUCCGUCUGUAAUGCCCGUGCCGAGACUGAGGGAAUUGGCCCAUUCGGUGCUCAUAUCUUCCCAGUUCUCGUCCCACUCGAUGGAAGGAAGAUCAUUUCUGUCCUUGUUGUAGCGAAAGUCAUCGUCUGGCUCAUCGCAUAUAGCGGCGAGAUUACCGCCGCUGGCGGUUGCCUGGUACUUUGUCGAGCAUUGCGUCGUUAGCCCAGCUUUGAUGGCGCAGAGGGCAUAGGGGGGGUCGGUGAUGUAUGGCGGAGAAGCAAGUAGAAUGUACAACGAGUCCCUAAUAUGGAACCUCAAAGUGCCAUUCACUAGCGUGUUGUGCGGAAGUGGCAAUUUUGGAAAGAUGGGUGGAAGUUUGCGUUCGCUGAACCCGAAAAUAUCGUCAACAGCAGUUUCGUUGCCAUUCAUUGUAGACAAGAGGUGAUAUUUCCUCCUUCGUCAAGCCCGCGCAGAGCACGUUAACAACAGGUGAAACAACAGAGGCUUUCAGCUCAAAUUCACCAAGGCCAUUGAAGUCACUUGGCUGCCUGAGUGCAUUGCGAGGAUGUCGCGAAGCUGCAAUGAUCCCAGCAUGCGGCAUCGCUGCAGUGACAUUAUUGACCAUUCUUCCGUGCUUUUUAGACGACUCGAUUAUAUCUUGUUCGUGGAUCCAACUCCCACGAAGAGUCGUAUUAUCAUUCCAUGUGCCGGCUGGCACUAUGCGAUUUUUCAUAUCGGUUCCAGCCUUCUCACCAUUUCUGGAUAACAAAGACCACUCCGAAAUAUAUUCCCUGUAGUUGUGGUAGGCUUGCCCAACAUAGGACAGCUGCAGACAAGUGCUUUGGCUAGCUUCUGGAUCCACUUCUUUGGAGAUUGGGGUUAAGCAAUCGUCUGACAGGAUAGGACUAAACCAUACCUAAUGCAUCCGCCGCAGUCGUGUACAGCAAAGCCAUCAAUGUGGCGGUCAGGGCUAUCAUCCCAAUAACAGUGAGGCCGGAGUGCCUGACAUGCUGCCAAUGCGUUAUCAGGCUGCCUGGCUGCAUAAUCCAGCCACGCAUCGACAUAUCCGCAAUGGAUAUUCCUGUUGCCCGUUUCGUGAUUGCUCUCCGACUCAGGACCUGGCCUAAAAACGCAACAAAAACGGUGACGAACGACAGUUCGAUGGUUUUGGCAAAUAGCGCGCUUAAAAGUGACGCUGUAUCGGGGGCCAACCCACCCUUCCCAAUCCUGCUGCCAUACCUGGGUUUAAUAAAAGCAACGAUCAUAUACAAUCCAGAUAGCGCGGUAGAAUAAAAUGCAAGCACCAAUAUGGUGAUUGUUAGCCAUGACAUGCGCCUGUGACGAACACUCCCAGCACUGGGACAAUUGAAAUUUUGCGGGCCGGCACGUCCCGGAUUACCAUUGUUAAUGGUCGGGGUGCUGCCUGUGCUGGCCUGCGGAGGACUAUGGCCCAUUAGUAGAGGGUUGUAUGAGGUGGUUGUAUCUCUUCUGAUUUCCGGGCUGGACUCGUGGGGUAAAGAAUUGCGGUCACCUAUCCCUAAGCCAAAGGUAGAGGUUGCCUGCGAAGCAGGAGUGUCUCCAUUGUCUUGGUAAGGUAUUGGUGGGGAGACUGCCCUGUCGACGGGGUCUGAUGAAGAAGGCACAGGUUGGUAUGAAUUUUUGUUACUAGGUUGGGAUAAAUAGCUUGAUGAUCGUGUAUGUAAUGGAAUGAAAUGUAGCUCAUCGUGAUGGCUUGAGGACAUUGUAAGGGUAGGAUGAUUGCAUGCAGUAUGUAGUUGGGGUAAAAACGCCGGACGAAGGUCAAUAAACAAUCAACUGCUGGCCUCGAUGUGUUGAAAGCAUCAAGGAGAGUUUCAUAACCAAGAGAUCUAGUCAAUGAAAAGCAUGAAUGGAGUGA